CUCUAAGAUCCUGUGGUGCAAUGAAAUACUCAAUAUGGCCCUUCUAGCCAUAGUCUUUGUAAUUCCCACUGAAUGACUGGGUUGUACUAUGCAAAUGAGGUGCUUAUGGCCCACCAAGGGGAUUGGACAGCUUGCUAAUAAUGUAAAUAAGGUGUAUGGCACCCUUGUGGGAGUGCAAUCAUGCAAAUAAAGUAUAUGGAACUCUAACAAGGGAAUUAGUCAGUUUUGCCAUCCUGCUAGGUUUAAAGGGAGACAGAGAGAGAGAGAGAGAGAGAGAGGAGCUAUAACAUGGAAGACAGAGAGAGGCAGCAGAGGCAGCAGAACCAGGACAGAGAAGGAAGCUGUAACACUGGAGAUGGCGAUAAGCAGUGGCAGAGAAACGGCAGCAGCAGAAAACAGGAGAUCAGCAGGUUAUAGCACAGUGUGCUUCCCAGCCUAUGGAGUGAGAAAGUUGAGCACUUUUGAACAGGAGGCUUGCUGGCAGAGAGGGGUGCCUCUGGGCAUUUAUCAACAGAGCUAAAAGAGCUUUGUAACACUUGUCCAAACAGGGCAGAGGCCAGGCAGAGGGGCCAAGGGCCAGAGAGAGCCCUGCCUGUUGGCAAGGCUAAGAAGAGGUUGUCCUGAUUGACGAACUGUACCCUGAGCAUUCCUGAACCUGGAUCAUAACCUGUUACUUCCCUAAUAAACCACGUAACUGUGAGUAUUGUCUAUGAGUUCUGUGUGGCCAUUGCAAUGAAUUAUUGAACCCAGCACAGAGAAAUAGAGAGUGCCAUGGGAGGGACGGUUGGUGUCAGAAUUGGUAAAAAGGUUGAAGAGAGGAGGUAUGUCUGACCUCCAACUCAUAGCAUUCAGCCUUGGGCUAUUGAUCUUGAUUCUCCUCCCUCCUUGUGAAGUUAGAUGAGGAGGUCAGAUGCCCCUGCCAUGCCAUUUUUGCAGUUGGCAUCAGGAAUGGAAUUUGUUGCAAUGGCUUCAGACUCAUGGAAGCAUGGGACUUUGUAAGAGAAAGAAUGAAGGGAUGUGGGAAGUGAAACUUUUUAUUCUUAGAUGGUUACUUUGGUUGUUGUUACCUGUAAUGGCUGAAAGGAAAGUAAAAGAUGUUAUGCUGCAGCUGAGAGGAGAAAAACCCCAUCUGAAGUGGCCUGGGGCAAAAGCCAAAUUGAUUAAACAAAGUGAUUGAUAGGGGACCAGGAUCUACUGGUCCCACCCAGCCAGAGGUCCAAGGCCAUAUGCAUAUGAAUGGGAAGAUAGUCAAGUGUGAAGAAGAUGAAAUUGGAGUGUUUUAAAAAAUGGAUGUGUUUAUUUGAAUGUACUAUGGAUAUUGAAUGUUUCUCCUACCUAAUGCUGUAACCAAAAACCCCAAACCCAUUGCUGUUGAGUCAAAUCCGACUCAUAGUGACCCUAUAGGAUAGAGUAGAACUGGUUUCCAAGGAGUGCCUGGUGGAUUCAAACUGCCAACCCUUUGGUUAGCAGCUGUAGCACUUAACCACUACACCACCCCACAAGGGUUUCCAGUCUCGUGUUGUAAAGCAGACCUAAAUGUAUGGUAGAAAUGAAUAUUGGGUAUUAUAGAUAGCAGAGGGCCUAUAACUCUGCCUUCAGCCAAUACUUGAUUGGAUAUGCUAAAAGGGGAACUAGGAUUUGCCUGAAAGAAACACAGGCUGUUGUGAAUGCAGUGGGCCUGUAUAUGGAGUAUUAGGAAAUUAGGUGGAAAAUCUGAGCCCCACCCAGAAUCUUUCCAGUUAGGAAGUUUGCAUUUGAAAAGACAUACGGACCCACCUGGAACUACUGAGAGAGCAGGAGAUUUGCAUUUGAAGGAAGGGCCUGCAGGAAAGAAAAAAAAAAAUGACUGUUUUCCUUUUUGAAUUUCAAGCAAGCAAUUUGUCUUUGGAUGCGUAGAGGCAGGAAAAUUCAGUUCCCAUCAGAAGAACCCCUUUAUAGGUCUGGAAGUUAAAGGGAGCCGUCAAGUAGAUAGCCAGAUAUGCUCCUCUGCGUAGUGACCCCUUGGGUCCAUUCAUGAGUUUAAGUAGGAGAAGUACAGCAAUGAGUAUGGACAUGUUCCACUGGCACUUGUUGACCUAGCUCAUGGAGACUAGGGAUGAUAGUGAGAAAGGGCUGGUUGGUCUGAAGUGCAGAGCCCUGGUGGUACAGUGGUUAAGAGCUUGACUGCUAACAAUAAGGUAGGCAGUUUGAAUCUACCAGCUGCUCCUUGGAAACCCAGAGGUCAGAAUCAACUCCACAGCAACAAGUUUCAGUGGGUGGUCUGAAGUGCAGGGAAUUGUGUGGACUCUUGAGCCUACCAGUGGUGCCCGUUGACCUAGCCUAUGGGGCUAGGGAUGAGAGAGAGAGAAGGGGUUGGCUGGUCUGAAGUGCCAGGUUUAUGGACUCCUGAGCCUACAGUUGGUACCCACUGACUUGGCCCACAGGUGCUAGGGAUGAGCUGACCAGAGCCCGAGCCAAUGAAGAGAAAGAUGUUUGACACUAUGAGCUGGUGUAAAUUGCCUCAAUGUCAUGGCUUGCUCUGGACUGGACUUCGAUUAUGGAUGCAGAUACUCAGAGUUCCAGCUGGAACAAAAGAUUCUUCAAGACCAAGGAACAUACUUAUAUCCUCAGGGUACUAGUUUGAUAGGGAGGGAGAAUUUAAACAUUGGCUAUCUAAAAUAGGGGGAGAUAAAGGCAUGAAGUGGCUGGCUUACACGCUUUCAUGGGUGUGCUUAUACUCAAAAUGAGAGGGACAAAGGAGGAUUCUCCAUUGAAUAGAUCCCUCUCUUCCUGAUAGGUCUGGGGAAGAGGGUGGGAGAAGAUGCGGAUAGGUUUAUAUGAUUCAGCUGUGAGUAAUGAUUGUUAACAGAGUUAAUUGUGGUAGUAAAAACUGUAAUUAUAGAAGCAAUUACUGUGAAGGAGUGGACAAAGCGGAGGCACUGCUGGACUUGAGUACGGUGGCCGAACCUGAAGUCCCUUAAAGGUUUUGCUAUGCUGAUACCUUGUGAGGCUCAGAGCAAGGGAAUAAUCUACUCCCAGUUAAGUUUUAUCAGACACCAGAGAGGGUGAACACAAGACGAACUUUUGGAGAACCUGAUCAGAUCAGAUGGACCCUGCAGCAGAUCUAAAUUCCUGAAUAACCUCACCCUGAGGACUCUUUGCCCUACUGAAGGACUUUAUUGUUAAUGACUGUUUUAGACUGAUAAAAUUAUUGGGAGGAGGAAGUUAAUCCUUCAAGUAUGAAAGGGCCAAUGGCUAGAAGAGCCAGGGGUGGCCUGUGCUGCAGUGAAUUACUUAAUAUGGCCUCUCUAACCAGUCUUUUGUAACUCCCACCAAAUGACUGGGUGGGACUAUGCAAAUGAGGUGCUUGUGGCCCACCAAGGGGAUUGGAUAGCUUGCUAAUAAGGUGCAUGGCACCCUUGUGGGAGUGCAAUCAUGCAAAUAAAGUAUAUGGAACCCUAACAAGGGGAUUGGUCAUUUUUGCCAUCCUGCUAGGCUUAAAGGGAGACAGGAGUUGUAACACGGAAGACAGAGAGAGGCAGCAGAGGCAGUAGAACUAGGGCAGAGAGGGAGAGAAGUAACACCAGAGACAGCGAGAAGCAGUGGCAGAGAAACGCAGCAGCAGAGACAGCAGAACCAGGAGAUCAGAAGGAGACGGGGCAGUGGGCUUCCCAACCCACGGAGUGAGAAAGCUGAGUGCCUUCGGACAGAAGGCUUGCUGGUGGAGUGGGGUGCCUCCAGGCACUUGGUAGAGCUAGGCUUGCCAACCCACAGAGCUAGAGUGAAGUCCUUCCGGGCUGAGACGUACUGGUGGAGUGGGGUGCCUCUGGGCACUAUAAGCAGAGCUAAAAGAGCUUUGUAACACUUGCUGAAACAGCGCAGAGGCCAGGCCAAGGGGCCAAGGGCCAGACAGUGGUGUGCCUGAGGGCAAGGCUGAGAAAAGGCUGUCCUGAUCGAAGAACUAUAUCCUGAGCAUUCCUGAACCUGAAUUGUAACCUGUUACUUCCCUAAUAAACCCGUAACCGUGAGUGUGGUCUGUGAGUUCUGCGUGUCCAUUGCAAUGAAUUAUUGAACCUAGCAAAGAGGCAGACAAAAGCUCCAUGGGAGAGAUGGAUGAUGUCAGAAUUGGUAAAAAGUUUGGAGAGAGGAGGAAUGUCUGAACUCCACCUCAGAGGAAUCAGCUUCGGCUGUUGAUCCUGAUUCUCCUUCUACCUUGUGAAGUUAGAGGAAAAGGUCAGAUGCCCCUGCCAUGCCAUUUUUACAGAUGUCUAAGUAGACAGCUUCCCUUUCAUCUCGUAAUCCCCUCACCCGUAGCAGGACUCAGAACACAACACUGUUCCUUAUUCUUCCUUCCAGUUCCACCCUCCAGGAAAGAGAGGCGGAACCCAGCUCCUCAUCAUUUGACUCCCACCCACCAACUCCACUUCCCUUUCUCUUGGAGAUCUCUCAAGGAAGCUGCUGUGCUUGGCUUUCCAGAGCCUGUGCCCCACAGGCCCAAAAGGACAGCUUGACCUGUCCUAGCUUCCCAGGCCUCAGAAACCUUUGGCCAGCUCUAUUGAUCUGAACUGCUGAGCAGGCAGUCAGACCAACAGAUAGACGCCAUGAGGGCUCUACUGCUUUUAGGGUCCCUGCUGGUGAACCUGGAGUCAGCGCUUUUGAUUCCACCUUGGAAAGCCCCCAAGGAGCACAAGCACACAGUUGGUGAACACACAGUGGUUCUCACGGUUACUGGAGAGCCCUGCCACUUCCCGUUCCAGUACCACAGGCAGCUGCACCACAGAUGCACCCACAGGGGCCGGCCCGGCCCCCAGCCCUGGUGUGCUACCACCCCCAACUUUGAGCAGGACCAGCGCUGGGGGUACUGCCUGGAGCCUAAGAAAGUGAAAGACCACUGCAGCAAACACAGCCCCUGCCAGAGGGGAGGGACCUGUGUGAACACACCCAGCGGCCCACACUGCCUCUGUCCAGAGCACCUCACUGGGAAGCACUGCCAGAGUGAGAAGUGUUUUGAGCCUCAGCUUCUGCGCUUCUUCCACAAGGAUGAGAUGUGGCAUAGAUUUGGGCCAAGAGGUGUGGACAAGUGCCAGUGCAAGGGUCCAGAUGUCCGCUGCAAACCGCUGGCCAGCCAGGCCUGCCGCACCAAUCCGUGCCUCAACGGGGGCCGCUGCCUGCAGGCGGAGGGCCUUACCCUGUGCCUUUGCCCUGCGGGCUACGCGGGACUCAUCUGCGAUGUGGACAUUGAGGCAAGCUGCUACAACGGCCGCGGGCUCAGCUACCGCGGUACCGCCGGGACGACGCGCUCGGGCGCGUCCUGCCAGCCGUGGGCUUCGGAGGCCACCUACCGGAACGUGUCUGCAGAGCAAAAGCUGAAAUGGGGACUGGGCCGCCACGCCUUCUGCCGGAACCCGGACAAUGACACCCGCCCGUGGUGCUUCGCGUUGAGCGGCGACCGGCUGACCUGGGAGUACUGCCACUUGACACAGUGCCAGGCAUCAUUACCGUCCGCGCCCCCGCUUCCCCCUCUGACACAGGACCUGCCCCUGCCCCAGCCUUCGACGUUGCAGUGGCCUCACCCCACCACCCAGAGCCCGCCUCAGUCCCAGACCCCAACCUUGAGCGCGGCGCCCGAGCAGCAGACUCCACUACCCACCGCUGGCCCCGCGGCCUGCGGGCAGCGGCUCCGGAAGCGGCUGAGCCGCAUUGUCGGGGGACUGGUUGCGCUGCCCGGCGCGCACCCCUACAUCGCCGCGCUGUACUGGGGCAACAGUUUCUGCGCGGGUAGUCUCAUCGCCUCCUGCUGGGUGCUGACCGCAGCUCACUGCCUGCAGAAUCGGCCGGCCCCGGAGGAGCUGACUGUGGUGUUGGGCCAGGAACGCCACAACCAGAGCUGUGAGCAGUGCCAGACCCUGACAGUGCGUGCCUACCGCCUGCACGAGGCCUUCUCGCCCAGCAGCUACCAGCACGACCUGGCCCUGCUACGCCUGCAGGAGAGCCCAGACGGCAGCUGCGCUCGUCUGUCGCCUUACGUCCAACCUGUGUGCCUGCCGAGGGACGCUACACGACCCGCUGAGCCCGAGGCUGCGCUCUGCGAGGUGGCGGGCUGGGGCCACCAGUUCGAGGGGUCAGAGGAAUACUCCAGCUUCCUGCAGGAGGCGCAGGUGCCGCUCAUCCCCAGGGAGCGCUGCUCCAACCCAGAAGUGCACGGAGCCGCCCUCGCCCCCGGUAUGCUCUGCGCCGGCUUCCUCGAGGGAGGCACGGAUGCUUGCCAGGGUGACUCCGGGGGCCCGCUGGUGUGUGAGGACGAGGCCAGGGAGCACCGACUCAUCCUGCGGGGUGUCGUCAGCUGGGGCUCGGGCUGCGGCGACCGCUAUAAGCCCGGCGUGUACACAGAUGUAGCCGACUACCUGGCCUGGAUCCAGGAGCACACUGCUUCCUGACCUCCCAGGGACGAGUCUUUUUCUACUGUGCGGCCCCGUAGUGGGAGGAUGGCUGGGUUUGAUGAUGGGAUAAUGGACGUUAAGAAUUGCAUCCCAUUUCCCGGGAGCCACCAGCCUGUGCCAGGCGUGGCGCAUGCACUCAAUAAAGUCCUUGGAAAAUGCUUGAGAGGAACAGCCCUUCAGGGGUUCCCCCUCGGAAAUACCAAGGCAGAAAACCCGAGCACAACUUCUCCUCGGCCACUCAAAAGAGCAGGGUCUGCGAGGUCUCAUCACGCAAGAUUUAGAUUCAUGUCCAGCUAAGUUGACUGAGCCAUGCUGUGUGCCAAGCCCUCCUCAUAUAUUCCUCAUAAGAAACAUUCACAUUUUAAGUUUACAGAGCAGCAGUUCUCAAUCUUGGUUGUACUUCGGAAUCACCUGGGGAAAAUAUCUAUGCACAAGAUCCACUCCAGACCAAUUAAAUUAGUAUCUCUAAGGAUGGAGCCUGGGGAGUGGUAUGUUUUAAAAACUCCCCAGAAAGUCCAUGUGCACGAGGCUGAGAACGAUUGUUAGAAAUGCUUAAUGUUAAAAUCGCAGCCCUGGUGCCCUGGUGCAGUGGUUAAGUGUUCAGCUGCUAACCUAAAGGCAGGAGGUUCAAAUCCACCAGCGGCUCCACGGGAGAAAGGCGGGGCAGUCAGCUUCUAUAAACGUUUACAGCCUUGGAAACCCUGUGAGGGCAGUUCUACUCUGUCCCAUAGGGUUGUUAUGAGUCAGAAUCCAAUCAAGGGGAAUGGGUUUAGUUUGGUUUUUGACGUUAAAAUCGUGGUGUGGACCCUGAUGGCUCGAGGAUUGGAAUACCACCUUCCCCAACCCACAUGGGCAGUGGGUCUCAAAGUGUGGUCACCGCACCAGCUGCACCUAAAGCCAGUAAACUUGCUAGAAAUGCAACCGUGGGGCCACACCCCAUCCAACUGAAUCUGAAACUCUAGGGUGGGGUCUAGCAAUCUCUUUCACAGCCUUCCAGGGGAUUCUAACGCUUGGUAACGUUUGAGAACCACAGUCGAGGGGUUGAAUGGCACUCUUACAGGGAGAGGGGUCCUGCCGCCCAGACCUCAGCACCUCACUUUUUGUUCUUAAACCCAUGUGUACUGAGCUUUGUGGACCAUUUAAGCUGGACUCUUAAACUUUUUUUUUUUUUU
Molecule: messenger RNA, 7591 nt
Organism: Loxodonta africana (African savanna elephant)
Lineage: Eukaryota; Metazoa; Chordata; Mammalia; Proboscidea; Elephantidae
Gene: F12
Product: coagulation factor XII
Exons: 14
Coding region: 4581-6416 (611 amino acids)
Biological process (GO): zymogen activation; blood coagulation
Cellular component (GO): extracellular region; rough endoplasmic reticulum
Molecular function (GO): calcium ion binding; serine-type endopeptidase activity
Source: RefSeq, a predicted model, not a curated record